This is a messenger RNA of Lampris incognitus (smalleye Pacific opah), 3293 nucleotides long. It is a transcript of the gene eif3c, whose product is annotated as eukaryotic translation initiation factor 3, subunit C. The transcript is spliced from 23 exons. Gene Ontology annotation, cellular component: eukaryotic translation initiation factor 3 complex. Gene Ontology annotation, molecular function: translation initiation factor binding; RNA binding; translation initiation factor activity. The record is from RefSeq and is a predicted model, not a curated record. Bases 143 to 2926 code for a protein of 927 amino acids. Gene Ontology annotation, biological process: translational initiation. Lineage: Eukaryota; Metazoa; Chordata; Actinopteri; Lampriformes; Lampridae.
CGCAACUGCCGGAAAGGAGCAUCGGCACGGCUCUCGCUUGUGACCAAGAAGCUCGCAAACCUGGACUUUAAAGCCUCCCCAAACUGUAUCGACACACCACCGGGCGGCUUUCACAAGGGGAUACACUGGGAGAUCUUCUGCGAUGUCUCGUUUCUUUGCAACCGGGUCUGACAGCGAGUCAGAGGAGUCCUCGUCGGCGGAUGAGAUCACCCCUAAAGCACCUGGGACCACUUUAAGACAGUCACUGCUUCUUAGUGAUGAUGAGGAGGACACCAGGAGAGUCGUACGCAGUGCCAAGGACAAGAGGUUUGAGGAGCUGACCAACCUCAUCAAGACAAUCCGUAAUGCAAUGAAGAUCAGGGACAUGUCAAAAUGUCUGGAGGAGUUUGAGCAGCUGUGUCGAGCUUUUCUGAAAAGCAAGACUAUAGUGGACAAAGAGGGGGUUCCGCCCUUCUAUAUCCGUCUGCUUGCGGACCUGGAGGACUAUCUGAACCAGCUGUGGGAGGACAAGGAGGGCAAGAAGAAGAUGAACAAGAACAAUGCCAAAGCCCUCAGCACCCUACGUCAGAAGAUCCGCAAGUACAACCGUGACUACGAGACCGAGAUAACAGCUUAUAAAGAGAACCCUCAGGAGUCUGCCGAUGAGGAGGAGGAAAAGGAGCGCGGAGAUUCUGGUUCGUCCUCAGACAGUGAAGCGGAGGCAGAUGAGGGAAUGUCAGCCAGUGCCUUCCUUAAGAAGUCUGCAUCUGAGACAGUCUCAGAGGCCAGCAAGUUCCUUAAGUCAGCCAAAGGCUCAGGGGACGAGUCUUCCUCCAGUGAUGAUGACGAGGAUGAUGAAGAGUGGGGCUCAGACACUGUGGACAGCGGCAGUGAGAGCUCAGAUGAAGGAGAGGGGAAGAGUUCCUCCCUGGCUGUGGUUUUCCUCAAGAAGACCCAGGAAGGAGAAAAAGCUGCUGAGAAGAAGAAGGAUGUGAGGAAGAAGAGGCAUAAGAAGAAGGAGCGUCUCGAUGAGGAGGGGGAGGAGGAGGCAGGAGAGGAGGCUGAGGGAGGAUGGGAGAAGGUUAAGGGGGUCCCACAGGUCAAGGAGAAACCCAAAAUGUUUGCUAAAGGCACUGAGAUCAACACACCAUUAGUGGUGAAGAAACUUAAUGAGAUCCUGCAGGCCAGAGGCAAGAAGGGCACAGACAGGGCUGGACAGAUCGAGCUGCUCCAUGCUCUGGCAAUCAUCUCCGGAGAGAACAACCUGGGCCAGGGCAUACUCGUGAAGAUCAAGUUCAACAUCGUUGCCUCACUGUACGACUACAACCCUAACCUGGCUGCUUUCAUGAAGUCCGACAUGUGGAUCAAGUGUCUGGACUGUAUAGAUGAGCUGCUGGACAUCCUGUUUGAUAAUAACAACAUCUUCAUCGGGGAGAACAUCGCAGAGGACAGCGAGAAUCUUGCCAUCUCAGACCAGCCUUUCAGGGUGCGGGGCUGCAUCUUGACUUUGGUGGAGAGGAUGGAUGAGGAAUUCACCAAAAUCAUGCAGAAUACAGACCCUCACUCUCAAGAGUACGUGGACAACCUGAAGGAUGAGGGGCGAGUCUGUGGAGUUAUCGACCGCCUGCUGAGCUACUUGGAGAAUAAAGGCAGCACAGAGGAGAUUUGUCGUGUUUACCUGAGGCGCAUUAUGCAUACCUACUACAAGUUUGACUACAAGGCUCAUCGCCGCAGCCUCGGUUUCCAGGGAGAGACUAAGUCGGAGCGGGAUCAGGAGGAGAGUCAGGGUGAAGACAGUGCCGUGAUCAUGGAUCGCCUCUGUAAAUUCAUCUAUGCAAAGGACAGAACUGACCGAAUCCGAACAUGCGCCAUCCUCUGCCACAUUUACCACCAUGCCUUGCACUCCCGCUGGUACCAGGCCCGUGACCUCAUGCUGAUGAGCCAUCUGCAAGACAACAUCCAGCACGCAGAUCCACCUGUACAGAUCCUGUAUAACAGAACCAUGGUCCAGCUUGGUAUCUGCGCUUUCCGUCAAGGCAUGAUCAAAGAUGCCCACAAUGCUUUGUUGGACAUCCAGUCGUCGGGCCGUGCCAAGGAGCUCUUGGGCCAGGGACUGCUCAUGAGGAAUAUGCAGGAGCGCAAUGCUGAGCAAGAGAAGAUUGAAAAGAGGCGACAGGUGCCGUUCCACAUGCACAUCAACUUGGAGCUGUUGGAGUGUGUGUACCUGGUGUCCGCUAUGCUACUGGAAAUCCCCUACAUGGCUGCGCACGAGUUCGACGCCCGCCGGCGCAUGAUCAGCAAACAGUUCCACCACCAGCUCAGGGUGGGAGAGAGGCAACCCCUGUUAGGUCCUCCAGAGAGCAUGAGGGAACACGUGGUGGCAGCCAGCAAGGCCAUGAAGAUGGGUGACUGGAGAACCUGCCACUCCUUCAUCAUUAAUGAGAAGAUGAACAGCAAAGUGUGGGACCUGUUCCCGGAGACGCAGAGGGUUCGAGAGAUGCUCGUCAGGAAGAUCCAGGAGGAGUCCCUGAGGACAUACCUGUUCACUUACAGCAGCGUCUACGACUCCAUCAGCAUGGAGAUUCUGUCUGAGAUGUUUGAACUGGAGCUGGCCACAGUCCACAGCAUUAUCAGUAAAAUGAUCAUCAACGAGGAACUCAUGGCAUCUCUGGACCAGCCCACCCAGACGGUGGUGAUGCACCGCACAGAGCCCACUUCCCUGCAGAACCUGGCCUUGCAGCUAGCUGAGAAACUGGGAGGGCUGGUGGAGAACAACGAGCGGGUCUUCGACCUCAAGCAGGGCGUCUAUGGAGGGUACUUUAACAGAGAUCAGAAAGGUUCCUAUCAGCAGAAACAAGGUUACCAGAGAGACCAAAAAGGGGGUUACCAGCAGAAACAAGGCGGGUACCAGCGAGGAGGCUACAGAAACCAACAGAGAGACUACUGAUGAGAGCCCUCCACCCGUAUCUCCAUUCCAUUACAUCAUACCGGUUAUCCUUCCUAGCUCCGGUCUGCACACUAGUCUCCAUUACAACAGACUGCUCACCCUGAACCCCAGACACCUUCAAACCAGAUGCAUCGUGGGAUAUUUUACACCACCUGCUCCUUUUUGUUCAGCCUGAGUUUUUUUUGUUUUGGGCUAGUUUGUUUGAAGACGGCUGUGAUUAAAGGUAGUUUCAGUCUGGCGGCUCCAGGCUGUCGGGUGGAAUAUUGUCAUUGCUAGCCUGAUAAAAUAAACAUUGGUCAACAUCAGUUCUGUGACAUUUCCUUACGGAGAUCAAUAAAGUAUCUCAAAAUCCAAAAAAAUUCAAAAA